Messenger RNA from Hirsutella rhossiliensis, 1494 nucleotides. Its product is annotated as f-box domain-containing protein. NCBI's taxonomy places the organism in Eukaryota, Fungi, Ascomycota, Sordariomycetes, Hypocreales, Ophiocordycipitaceae. The transcript is spliced from 3 exons. The coding region runs from base 1 to 1494 and encodes 497 amino acids. The record is from RefSeq and is a predicted model, not a curated record. Gene Ontology annotation, molecular function: protein binding.
AUGGACCCCCUCAUCACCGAGUUCGCCUCGGGCGCUACUUCGAAGCUUCACCAGCUCAAUGCUAGCCAGCAGCCGCCGUCACAUGCCGAACCCCCCGAUUCCUCUGCUUCCAACUCGGCAUCAAACUUUAUUCUGCCAUUGCGAGAAUCAAAACUUGCCGAGGCCGAUGCCGUCAAACCGGUCGAGCAGAAGCGGGACAAGGGCCGUUUCUUUGGCAUACGGCACAAGGUCUCUCUGCUGCAUUCAAAAUCGAGCCACUACGAGCCGGAGCUGGUGCAUGCCUCGCAAACGCGGGCAUCGACCGAGUCGACUCGGAAAAGCAUUCCAUUUGAUCAGUUGUUCCUGGCGCUGCCAAACGAACUGCAGGUCCAGGUUCUAUCUUCUCUUCCUCUGACCGACAUUCUCACCCUACGACUGACUUCCAAGUCGUGGCAUACCCUCAUCACCCUCAACGAAUCGCCCAUUGUACGAUACCACCUCGAUCACCACAUCCCCGCCUACGCCCUCCGCCUUUAUCCCAUCACCAACUCUAGCGACAUGACAUUUCAUUUUCUCUGCAGCAUAUGGCAUCGGCUACACGUUGCUGCCAAACUAGCCUUCUUAAUGUGCGAAUGGAUCACCAAAGAGAUAUUCUUGCGCCAAUCCGAGGCCCAACGCGCCGCCUUUGCACCACAGCACGAACGUAUGCGCCGGCGUCUCAUUCCACUGCUCUUCACCAUCUUCCACUUCUUCGAGACGUACCGAAAGCUUCAUUUGAAGCACAUGGCAGAGUUCGAUGGGCAUGGCCUUCACAGAAUGCCCUAUACCGUGAAUCCAAUCGAGAAGGAAAUCAUGGACAUGUACGAUGACCAAACGUUACUGAGAGUUCACGAAGUUUUCCCUCUGCGACCAUCCGAUGAGGUGCACUCGGCCAUUUUGUGCCUUGGAGGUCUUCGUCAAGUAGAGCGGCUAUGGGAGAUUAAGGGCUACAACAGCCGGCGCACAGCAGUCGACACCUGGUACAAUGGACUCACCAAGGAGCAUACCGCCGAAGCGUCGACGAAGCUGCGCAUGGGCUUGAAGGGCUUUGGUCGUAAGAAGUCGGCGGGCGCCGAGAGACCUGGAGCUCGGUCGUCGAACGGCGAAGGCGGAUUCAGAGUCAAGAACCCUAUGGAGUCGGACGCGGCCCACGCAGAUGGUUUACUCGACUCGAGCUGGAUCUUCAGCACCAGCUUGGCAGCUGAUCGGCCCAUGGGUCAACUACCCAAGGAUCACGCCCAAAGCAUACUCAACGAUCUUCCUGUUUUGCAGCAGAUUUGGCUGACCACGGCCGAGGCAAUGAUCCUCGACCGCGCAAUACUGCAACGGACACAAGACAUCAAGCGAAACCAACAGGUCAUGCUCGAUCUGAUUCGCGAGGACGGCAUGGACGAGGAGGAUGAAUGGUGGUACGGACGCAGCAUUCACGAAUCCAUCCGUCCACCGCCCGGUGCUACGGACGAUGACGCCGACUGA